Molecule: messenger RNA, 1446 nt
Organism: Fomitiporia mediterranea MF3/22
Lineage: Eukaryota; Fungi; Basidiomycota; Agaricomycetes; Hymenochaetales; Hymenochaetaceae
Exons: 8
Coding region: 1-1446 (481 amino acids)
Source: RefSeq, a predicted model, not a curated record
AUGAGUGUCCGUAAAUCAGCAGGCGCGCAGCUGGAGCAGCCAAGCAAAGGUCCUGAGGGCGCGCCACACGUUUUUGGAAACCAACGUGUUGGAAAGACAUUCUGGGGACUUCGGGAUCUAUUAUUCGCACCACCGACGCCGCCUUCUUGCGCCUUUUCUGUCACUUUUGCUGACCUGCGCACGCCAUUUGGGAACGUCUCCAACAGCUAUGUAGCUUCAGGUAUAAAAGGGCGAAUUUACUGCUUUGUUCAUUCUCCAGCCUUCGAGUUCAAACAGAACUUCGUCCUCUUUGUUUUGGCUGCGGUCAUGACCGCCGCUGCAGCGCAUCCAGUUCCUGGAUCGACUGCGCUCAGCGGUGCGACCUUCGACCUUGAGGUUCGUGAGCCUCUUAUGAGAGGUCGUAGCCCUGUCAAAGUGCUCGCCAGAGACCCAAGACACGGCUCAGGCUCUCGUGGAAGGAGCCACCUCGCAAAGCGCCGUCAUGGUGACUCCGGAUCGCGCGGCAGAAGCCACCUUGCGAAACGCCGUCACGGCGAUUCAGGCUCUCGUUCUCGUCUUGAGGCGCGCCGUCACGGUGAUUCAGGCUCUCGCUCCCGUCUUGAGGCGCGCCGUCACGGUGAUUCGGGCUCUCGCUCUCGUCUCGAGGCGCGCCGUCAUGGCUCUGGUUCUCGCGGCCGCGGCCGCCUUGAGGCACGCCGCCACGGUGAUUCGGGCUCUCGUUCCCGUGUCGAGGCGCGCCGCCAUGGCUCCGGCUCUCGCUCUCGUCUUGAAGCGCGUCGUCAUGGCUCGGGAUCUCGUUCCCGCCUCGAAGCACGCCGCCAUGGAUCAGGUUCUCGCGGCCGCAGCCAUGCCCGCCUUGAGGCGCGCCGUCACGGUGAUUCGGGCUCUCGUUCCCGUCUUGAGGCGCGCCGCCAUGGCUCGAGCCAUGGUCGUCGUGACCUGGAAGCCCGCCGUCACGGUUCAGGAUCCCGUGGACGCAGCCAUGCCCGCCUUGAAGCCCGCCGCUAUGGUUCUGGCUCCCGUGGACGCAGCCAUGCGCGUCUGGAAGCUCGCCGCCAUGGAUCAGGCUCACGCGGAAGGAGCCAUAAUCGCCGCGAUCUAGAGGCACGCCGUCACGGCUCCGGUUCUCGUGGGCGGAGCCACAACCGCCUCGAGGCGCGCCGCCAUGGAUCAGGUUCCCGUGGACCCAUGCUCGUCUCGAAGCCCGCCGUCACGGCUCUGGUUCGCGCGGACGCAGCCAUGCUCGUCUUGAGGCUCGUCGCCAUGGAUCAGGAUCUCGUGGACGCAGCCAUGCCCGUCUUGAAGCUCGCCGCCAUGGAUCUGGCUCUCGCGGCCGCGGACGCCUGGAGGCACGCCGCCACGGUUCUGGCUCCCGUCACCGGGCUUGAAUGUCUUCGUGCGGGCAGUAAACUACAAAAGCUGCUAAAUGUGCACGGCAAUGAAUAA